Molecule: messenger RNA, 2053 nt
Organism: Zea mays
Lineage: Eukaryota; Viridiplantae; Streptophyta; Magnoliopsida; Poales; Poaceae
Exons: 5
Coding region: 119-1657 (512 amino acids)
Biological process (GO): L-serine biosynthetic process
Cellular component (GO): chloroplast stroma
Molecular function (GO): NAD binding; phosphoglycerate dehydrogenase activity
Source: RefSeq, a predicted model, not a curated record
ACCGCGAGAACGUCGCGGCGCUCAUCGACAACACACGCCCCCGACGCCGAUAACUAUCACGAUUCACGACACUCGCAGCGAUACCACUCCACAAUCACACAUUCGACACCGCCAAUCCAUGGCCUUGGCGACGCCGCUGCGGCUCCGCCGCCACCUCCUCCUCCCCGCCGGGCCGUCCCCGGCGACCCACCGCGCCCUGUCGCUGCGGCGGGGCCGCCUCCUCCCCGCAAGCCUGUCCGCCGCAGCGGGCGGGCGGCCGACGGUGCUGGUGACGGAGACGCUGGGUUCCGCGGGGCUGGACCUGCUGCGCGCCUUCGCCAACGUGGACUGCUCCUACGAGCUGACGGCGGAGGAGCUCCGCGCCAAGGUGUCGCUCGUGGACGCGCUGGUGGUGCGCAGCGGGACGCAGGUGACGCGGGAGGUGUUCGAGGCCGCGCGCGGCAGGCUCCGUGUCGUCGGGCGCGCCGGGGUCGGCAUCGACAAUGUGGACCUCCAGGCGGCCACCGAGGCCGGAUGCCUAGUCGUCAACGCGCCCACCGCCAACACCGUCGCCGCCGCCGAGCACGCCGUCGCGCUCCUCGCCGCCGUGGCGCGCAAUAUCGCGCCGGCCGACGCGUCGCUCAAGGCCGGCAAAUGGCAGCGGGGCAAGUAUGUUGGCGUUACCUUGGUGGGCAAGACGCUAGCUGUCAUGGGUUUCGGCAAGGUCGGUCCAGAGGUGGCUCGACGCGCGAGAGGACUCGGGAUGGACGUCGUCGCCCACGACCCAUACGCUGCCGCCGAUCGAGCCCGGGCGGUCGGCGUCGACCUGGUGUCGUUUGACGAGGCCAUCUCCACGGCGGACUUCAUAUCGCUGCACAUGCCUCUGACCCCGUCGACGGCGAAGCUUUUCAACGACGAGACUUUCGCGAGGAUGAGGAAGGGCGUCAGGAUCAUCAACGUUUCGCGGGGCGGAGUCGUCGACGAGGAAGCGUUGCUGAGGGCACUUGACAACGGAACAGUUUCCCAGGCUGCGCUCGAUGUAUUUACUGAGGAGCCACCGCCAAGAGACAGCAAGCUAGUGCAGCAUGAGAAUGUCACUGUCACACCACACCUUGGGGCUAGCACAAUAGAAGCGCAGGAAGGUGUAGCCCUCGAAAUUGCAGAGGCUGUUAUCGGUGCACUGCGAGGAGACCUGGCUGCCACGGCUGUCAACGCCCCGAUGGUCCCUGCCGAGUGCAUCGCUUCCCACAGGUUCUAUCCGAGUUAUCUCCAUACGUUGUCCUUGCGGAGAAGCUGGGCCGGCUGGUGGUGCAGCUGGUGGCCGUUGGCAGCGGGAUCAAAGGCGUCAGGGUGGUCUACUCGUCCGCCAGAGACCCUGACGACCUGGACACGAGACUCCUCCGCGCCAUGGUCACCAAGGGCAUCGUGGAGCCGAUCUCGAGCGCCUUCGUCAACAUCGUCAACGCGGACUACGUCGCGAAGCAGCGAGGCCUCAGGAUCGUGGAGGAGAGGGUCUUCCUCGACGGCCCGCCCGAGGUCCCGCUCGACUCCAUCCAGGUCCAUCUCGCCAACGUGGAGUCCAAGUUCGCCGGAGCCCUGUCCGACGCGGGCCACAUCUGCGUGGAGGGCAAGGUCAGGGACGGCGGCGCGUCGCACCUCACGCUCGUCGGGUCCUUGAGCGUCGACGUUAGCCUUGAGGGCAACCUGAUACUGUGCGGCCAGCUCGACCACCCGGGCAUCAUUGGGAGAGUGGGGUCGAUCCUGGGAAAGAUGAACGUGAACGUGAGCUUUAUGAGCGUCAGUAGGACUGCUCCCGGGAAGCAGGCGAUAAUGGCCAUUGGAGUCGACGAGGAGCCUGGGAAGGAAGCUCUCAAAUUGAUCGGUGACACGCCGUCUGUUGAGGAGUUUGUCUUUCUUAAGCUAUAGAGGCUGAGGAAGUAGGUUAGGGGACCCAAAAUUACAUUUGUACGUGCUAUAGUAGCGUGAGAUUGAUGUUGUUGUUGCCAUGAUUUUAGUAGCUAGCACGGGGUACUUUAUGCUUUGUGUUCAUGCAAAAUGCAGUUUUCCUUGGGCC